AUUCAAGGAGAAUCCAGUGGGUUCUGGUAGUCUUUAAUAGUUGAUUCUAAGAUUUGUAUUUGAUCAUGUAUAUGUUUUUGCGGUUUGUUCUUUGUUAUAGAGCCAAAAAGAUUGGAGAAGUGGUUUACCCAUAAAUCUCCAUUUUGGAUAGAUAAUUCUUCAUGUUGUUGUUUGUUUAGUGUUUUACAAUUUUCCAAGAAGUGGUUAGAGUCUAUGGAUUCUUCAACUACAUUGAGCUGAUUUCUGACGUGCUGUUCCCUUUUCCGUACUCUAUUUCUGUAUUGUUUUAGUGAUUCACCAUAGUGAAGGCGUAGACUCCGGUUUUCCUUUUGGUUGGACAGGUUUCUCAAUUUCUUUCUUAGAUUUUUGCAUUCUUCAUCAAACCAUUUGUCAUUGUUGUUCAUUUUCUUCGGUUUUCUAUUUGAGAUUUUUUAGAUUUGAUAGGGAAGCUGAGAUCAAGCUGAGGUCAAAUAUACUGUUAAGAUUUUCUACUGCCAAGUUUAUACCUUCACUAUUACAGUGGAACAUCUCUCUCUCUCGCUCUCUCUCUUUCUCUCGCUCUCUCUCUUUCUCUCUUUCUCUCUCCCCCCCGUCAUCUCCAUUUCUCAUCGCCCGCAUCACCUACCUACACGGUCUGCCCGUGCAUGAGUCUCGUCUCGCGCAGUUCAGUUGGUCGCCAGUGGACGGACGUUGCCCGGCCAAGGAUACCUAAAUGGCGGCGUCACCGGAGAAUGAGAUAGACCGUCGGCCGAUCCGGAGAGUCCGGUCCAAGAGCGAUACGCCCUACAUCACUGAGUCGCGUCUCUCUCUCCACCUGGAGACAGUUGAGGAGGUGGAGCGAAUAGCGGCGCUGCGAUCUGAUUCGCUGGUCCCUGGCACACACACCCCUCCCAUUCGGAGGCGGAGCAAGUUUGCCACCCUGGGGCGUCUCUUCAAGCCGUGGAAAUGGAGGAAGAAGAAGAGCGAGAAGUUCAAGCAGACAUCUUCUGUCCUGGAGAGGAAGAUGUCGACCCGGCAGAGCAGAGAGGAUCUGAUCAAGAGAGGAGUGAUGAAGGACAUCUAUGACAAAGACGGGGCGGUAGUAAUGAGAGGAGAGGAGGAGAAGAUGGAGAACGGGAGGUCUCCAGCAUUAGGAGGGUCUGAUCCAUCACCAUGUGAUGGAGCUGAGCUGAUGGAUGGAGCAGGGUCAGCCAUAGGUACAGUUGAGUUCCAGAUGUCUGGAGAGGGGGCGUGUCCACAAGACCACACCCAGAAUCCCAGCCAGCCUCCACCCACUAAGAAGGUUAUGGUGUAUCCAGGCGAAGGGGCUGGGGCAGAGUCAUCACAUCACACCAUAAAACAUAAAAAACAACCCCCAGUGCUACCCCCCAAACCGUUCAACAGGCUGCCCAACCACAUCACAGACGGUAUGCCAGUGAAGCUGCCCUGUAUGUCCAUGAAGCUGUCGCCUCCUCUACCUCCUAAGAAGCUGAUGAUCUGUGUGCCUGUGGGUGCGGGGGGGAGCAUGGAGCCCUCGGCCCUCACCUUUCAGAAGUGCCCCCCUCCCUCCCACCACGUGGGGUCCCUGGGGGGCCACUCCCUACACUACGGGACUCUCCCUGUGCCCCUACACCCCCCCAGCCGCAUCAUCGAGGAACUCAACAAGACCCUGGCCCUCACUAUGCAGCGAUACAAGAGCUCGCUGCACCACGCGGUUCCCGCGGUGAUGAUAUCAUGUGACUACAACAAAGAGAACCUCCCCAACGAGGAAGACUAUCAAGAACUACCUGGUUCGUACAGGGAUGAGGAUGAUGAAGAAGAUGACGAUGAUGAUGAUGAUGAUGAGGAAGAGGAGGAAGAUGAUGAAGAUGAAACACUCUUUACAAGUACCCUGGCUCUGAAGGUGUUGAGGAAGGACUCCCUGGCCAUUAAGAUCAGUAACCGUCCGUCACAGAGAGAGCUGGAGGAGAAGAACAUACUGCCCACACAGUCAGACCAGGAGAAACUGGAGUUCAGGCAGCAGAUAGGCACCAAGCUCACACGGAGGUUGAGUCAACGGCCAACUACAGAAGAGCUGGAACAGAGAAACAUACUCAAACGCCACAAUGAGCUGGAGGAGCAGGAGGAGAUGAGGGAGCUCAAGAAACGCCUGUCGAGAAAGUUGAGUCAGAGGCCCACGGUGGAGGAGUUGAGGGAAGCUAAGAUCCUGACCCGCUUCAGUGACUACGUAGAGGUUGCUGACGCUCAGGACUACGACAGGAGGGCAGACAAACCCUGGACACGACUCACAGCUGCUGAUAAGGCUGCCAUACGUAAAGAACUCAAUGAAUUUAAAAACACAGAGAUGGAAGUGCAUGAGGGUAGUCGCCAUCUCACCAGGUUUCAUCGACCGUAGUUCUUCUUCUGCCAUCUUUUACAAUAACCUCAAGUGCUGGAUCGCAAACUACUGCCUCUGUGUACCACACCCCUUCGCUUCCAGACCAGAACACAACAAGACCAGAACUGGACCAGAACCACACUAGAACCAGAGUAGAACAUGUACUGAAACUGACCGGAAACGUAAUCUGAACCUGGAGGGGUGUGUGUACAGAACUGGGCAGCUGACACCUACUCCAGGCUCCAGUGUUGACCCAAAAUAUGUGCCAAUAUCUAGAGAGGGCAGACUGGACCAAUCACAACAGUAUCUUGGUUCUGUGUUUAUAGAGAGGUCACAGUGUGGCCAUGUUGGGGUUGUGGAGAGGGAGCAUCGUACACAUGGAGAGAGAUUGAUGGAAAGCACUGGAUGGACUGACUGACUGGGUUCUCCUCUAAACGGAGAUUAUAUGGACUAAAACGUAUUGUUUUUAACAGCCUUUUAUUAUCCUUUUUAAUUAUGAAGAUAAUGUGUUUACUUUACUGCACUUUAGUUUUUGACGGUACUCUACGGAGGGGUUAUGGAACUCUAUUCCUAUAUCUGUGCCAACAAGACUUUGAGAUUGUGGGAGAUUGAGUUUGGGAGGGCAUCCGUAAGGAAUACAGAGAGACAUCCUACAACUGAUUGGUUAAAAAAUGAUUAUCCUCCAUUGGUUAAUGUUCCUGCCUUUUUAAUACUUUUUGGUACAUUAUUAGUUUGACUAUUUUCCAUUGUGGGCUGCUGUUUCCAAAACAGAAGGACCCUUUUAAUCUGAUAGUACUGCAGAAUAGGAUUCUGUAAUAAGUGUGUUGUGGUUAAAGUACUAUUUUACAAUACCGUACCCGGUAUGUGCUAUUCUGAAGGAAACUGUAGUAGGAGAAUAUGAUCGGAAUAUUUACCUCUAAAAACGUUGAAAUACAACACAAAACUCUCCUGUCCA
Molecule: messenger RNA, 3311 nt
Organism: Oncorhynchus kisutch (coho salmon)
Lineage: Eukaryota; Metazoa; Chordata; Actinopteri; Salmoniformes; Salmonidae
Gene: phactr1
Product: phosphatase and actin regulator 1
Exons: 13
Coding region: 713-2374 (553 amino acids)
Biological process (GO): stress fiber assembly; cell motility
Molecular function (GO): actin binding
Source: RefSeq, a predicted model, not a curated record